This is a messenger RNA of Cladophialophora bantiana CBS 173.52, 1947 nucleotides long. RefSeq lists its product as uncharacterized. The record is from RefSeq and is a predicted model, not a curated record. The coding region runs from base 1 to 1947 and encodes 648 amino acids. Lineage: Eukaryota; Fungi; Ascomycota; Eurotiomycetes; Chaetothyriales; Herpotrichiellaceae. The transcript has a single exon.
AUGGAUUUGACUCGCCCUGGUUCCAUUUCUCGAACGAACGAUAGGAUGGAAGCCGCGGUUGACCGCCCUGUUGUCCCACUUGAUAUUCGCAUGAAGGUCUACCACCCCAUUAAACCAUGGCAAACACGCCUUCUGCGAAUCCAUUCCUCCAAAGACCGAAGCUCGCCGGUGACAUGUGAUCUCUUGACUGUUGAUCUGAUCCCUUUCGCAGGGAUAGGCUUGGUCGACGAAUCCGAAAUUGUCCAGUACGAAGCACUUUCCUAUUCAUGGGGCUAUCCGAAAUUUACACAUGCAAUCAUAUGCAACGGAAUACGCUUUCCCGUCUCAGAGACAUUACAUGAAGCUCUCCGCCACCUACGCAAGCCUGACAAAUUUCGAUACCUAUGGUGCGACGCGUGCUGUAUCGAUCAAGCCAAUAAGAAAGAGAAAGCGAGGCAAGUUGAAAUAAUGUUCACAAUAUUCGAGAAGGCCCGCCACGUCGUGGCGUGGUUGGGCACGCCUACAGUCGAGGACGAAUUCCUUUUCGACUAUAUUUCUCGUACUGAGGGACAACAGCAGCGACCUUCGAAAGACGAUGAUGUGCAAAGAGUCUCAAAUAUGUUCGAAAACAGGUUGAGAAUGUCAAAUAGCGCUGGCGUGAAAGAUGAAGGGAGCGAUUCUGACUUCACGCGGGCAAAAAAUGCCGCUUUGACAUUCAUCACUAAACCCUUUUUCGAGCGGCAGUGGAUUCGGCAAGAAUACGAAGCUGCUGAGGAGCUGUCGUUGGUCUGUGGAAACUGUCAGACAGCCAUCUCUACUUUCCUGCGCGCUCUUCAGACGCUCCUGUCCGAUUACGGCGCGUCAUACGAGGUUGUCCUCAGUGAACCGGAGUUAAUUUCACGAGCUUGGCUUCGUUAUACUUAUUUCAGAAGUCAUUUCCUUUCGGAAUCUCUUAUAAAUACUUCGCAGAAUUGGUUCUCCACUGUCAUGAGGGGCUCUGUCUACGCGGCGACACUACCACAUGACAAAAUCUUCUCGAUACUUGGCAUCGCGGCUCGAUUCCAGAAGGAUAAAACGAAUCUGACUUCCCAUGUUGGAAGAAAGCCAUGGAAUAUCACUCUAGGGUAUCCUGGGAUCGACUAUCACAAGUCUGUGUCCUUGGUCUUUCAGGAUUUCAUCAAGUUUACGAUCAACCUAGAGAAGACAUUAGCUUGCCUCGCUAUCGUACAAGACAGAAGUACCAUAGGCCCGGACCUUCCUUCUUGGGCAAUUGAUUUGCGCGUCGAUGUUCCUCGCUGCCAACUUUUUUCCAGCGGUAUCCGCGGUUGCAAGGCGCAAGACUUUAACAAUCAUGGCACUCUGGUCGUUCUUGGGCAAAAGGUCGGGAGAAUUGGCGUACCGAAGAGUCAAAAGAAGGAUAUAUGUCCAUUUGCAGAUGACUAUCCCCAUCAAGAGGAGCAAAAUAGAGCACUAGUCGAUCAGCCGAGUCUGAAGGAUUGCCUCACACAGAGUGAGUCCGAUCUACGCAUGAUUCCCGAUUCGUUCCCGAAAGUUUCAAGGUUGAUACAGCGGCGUUGCAACUACACGUAUAAAGAGAUUACUAUGGACACGCCGGUGAAUUUUAGCCGGUCUCAAUGGUGCGCUUGGCUUUUCGGCAGGCAAAGGUAUACUUAUGCUCUUGCUUCAAGCUUGGUUGAUGAUGGAGAUUGGCUGGUUCUGCUCCAAGGUUCGAGGUGUUUAUUCGUAUUGAGGCAAAACUCGGAUAACCGAUAUACUUUCUUGGGUCCAGCGAUCUGUUACAUUGGAACAUACUCACCGGGUUGGCCGGAGCAGGAGGUCAAGCCGGAGAUGAAGAAGUCGGGAGACAGUAAGAGAUGGCGUUCCCUUCCAACAUUCACGUACACAUGGUUUUUCAGCUCCCAUAUACCAGCAGACGAUAGUUCUGAUGAAGAAUUUGUUCUCGUCUAG